Messenger RNA from Gymnodraco acuticeps, 3609 nucleotides. RefSeq lists its product as uncharacterized. Lineage: Eukaryota; Metazoa; Chordata; Actinopteri; Perciformes; Bathydraconidae. The record is from RefSeq and is a predicted model, not a curated record. Bases 295 to 2358 code for a protein of 687 amino acids. The transcript has 4 exons.
CAGCAGGUGCCCAAGAGAGGACGCUCCCCCUCAAGAAGAGAUAGCAAUUCCAUUAUUAAACGCAAAAGACAAUGUUUAGGCAGUGGAUCCUGUCCCACAACACGAACCAUAGGGGGUAAAUCGUUAAAACAGAGUAUAGUUGGCGACACUGGAUCCGUAUCUGAAAACUCGACACAUGAAGUUGAACCAAAUCUUCCUGAUGGGGCCUCUUCCCUUCUUACAGAAAACAAAGUAGCUGAAGGUUCACGUUCACCUUGCAUACCUGCCGUUUGUAAAAAGGAGGAUGGGUCAAGAAUGUACAACAAAAAGCAAUAUUGUUUGUACUGUAAGAUAGGAGUUGGAAAAAUAGCAAGGCAUUUGGAGCGUGCGCAUCACAAUAAGCCUGACGUUGCACAGGCUUUGUCCUUCCCAAAAGGUUCUAAAGAAAGAAGAAUGCAUUUGGAACAUUUAAGAAACAGAGGCAACUUCGCCCACAAUGUUGAGGUAUUAAAUGCUGGCGUUGGAAAUCUUGUUUCUCGCAAGCAACCCAAACAGGACUCUCAAGCACAGAAUUUCCUCCAUUGUGUUUAUUGUCAAGGAUUGUUCAACAAGAAACUCCUUUGGCGGCACAUGAAGAUCUGCAAGUUCAAACCCGAUGUUCCACAAAAACCUGGCAAAACCCGUGCCCAGGCCCUGUCUGCAUUUGCAGUACCUCCACCACCUGGCGUCAAGAUAGAGUUUUGGAAGCUGUUAAACAACAUGGUUCAAGAUGAUGUUUACAUUGCUGUCAAAUCUGAUGUAUGUAUCAUGGAGUAUGGUGAGCACCUGUAUAACAGGCUUGGAUAUGAUGUUGGCAAGCAUGAAUACAUACGGCAGAAACUGAGGGAGCUUGGAAGGCUUCUGGUAUGUUCGAGGAAAACUACUCCCUUAAAGACUAUUCAAGACCAUGUCAAACCCAUCAAUUUCUUGUAUGUUGUGCAAGCAGUCAAACAUGUGGCAGGCUUCGACAGUGAAACCAAUACAUACAAGUGCCCAAGUCUUGCCCUUAAAAUUGGACAUAGCUUGAAAAAGAUGUCAAUGCUUGUUGAAAGCCGUGCAAACGUACAGAGCAACUACUCAGCAGCUAAAGAUGCUCGUACGUUCCGCAGAGUAUAUGAAACCCGAUGGAAUGAACUGAUUUCUGCCGCAUCACUGAGAACCCUUCAGGAAUCCAAGUGGAAUGCUCCUCAGUUGCUUCCAUUUACAAAAGAUGUCCAGACUCUCCAUUCUUAUUUAGAUGUGCAACAACAAGAAGUUCACAUUAAAUUGUCUGCAGAUAAAUCUCCCCAGACAUGGUCACAGUUAGCAAAGGUCACUUUGACACAAGUCAUUUUGUUUAACCGACGUAGAGCAGGGGAAGUUUCAAAAAUGCCCCUAUCUGCAUAUUUGUCUCAAAAUCCAUCACAUCCUCAGGAAGAUGUAAAUAUUGCCCUGUCAGAACUAGAAAAGAAACUAUGUAAAUACUUCAGGAGGAUAGAGAUAAGAGGAAAGAGGGGAAGAAAGGUCCCUGUGCUUUUGACCCCAGCAAUGCAGCAAGCACUGGAUCUGCUCGUCGGCACACGGCAGGAAUGUGGGGUUCCUAAGGAGAACAUUUACUUGUUUGCGAGACCAUCUGCUUUCACCUGCUACCGCGGUUCUGAUUGCCUUCGAUACUUUGCCAAGGCCUGUGGUGCAAAGAAUCCUGAAAGUCUCACCUCUACAAAACUACGCAAGCAAACUGGAACUCUGUCUCAGGUUCUUAACCUCACCAAUACAGAGCUGGAUCUGUUGGCAGAUUUUCUCGGCCAUGACAUAAGAGUGCAUCGGCAAUUCUACAGACUUCCUGAGGGCACCCUUCAGCUUGCUAAGAUCAGCAAACUUCUCAUGGCCUUGGAGCAAGGACGCCUGGCAGAAUUCCAGGGCAAGACCCUGGAUGACAUCAGCAUUGAUCCUGAGGAGAAUGUGCACAUGGACAGCGACAAUGAGACAGCGUGUGAGUCAGACUCACAAGAGGGUCAAGUCACAUCCACUCAGAUGGAGAAUAAAACAUCAAUGAGAGAUGGGAGCAAUACAGAUGAAGCAUCGCAACAGGGCCCUAUGACACCUCCACCAGCCGCUCAACCACAGACCGAGAGAAGGCAAAAAGGUCGGCAGCCUUUCAAGAAAAAGCUGUGGGAAAAGACGGAGAUCCAAGCUGUUGAGAAGCACCUGAUGUCUUUCAUUAACACAUGUCGCGUUCCGCGGAAAAGCGACUGCGAUAAGUGUCUUAAAAUGGAAGGAGAAGCACUCAAACAAAGAAAUUGGUUGGCCAUAAAGUUUUAUAUAAAGAAUCGGAUCACAGCUCUCAAGAGCAAAAUGUAAAGUGAUCAUUGAUGUCUGUUGACACCAUUACUUUUUUUUGUAAAGUGUAAUGCUUGCAAAAGUUAAAUGUUUGAUGUAAGCCGCUAUACAAAUAUAUAGAUCAUACUUUAUUUCUUCUUUCACCCCUCAUUGAUGUCCUCUUAAUACCUCCUUUUCUUUUAUCUGAAUUAUUCACAAUUUCCUCUUCAACCUUAUCUAUUUGAUCUUCUCUUACCUCUAUGCUUUUUAAAUCUCAUCUCUUUUUUGUAAUCUUCCUUUUAUCUGAACUACCUUAUCAUCUCUUCUAGUUUCUCAUAUUAUCUUGUUUUUUUCUUAACACAAUUUAAUCUUGUCCCUUUUCACACUUUCAAUUUCCUCAUUUCUUUCAAUAUCAUCUGGAAAUACAUUAUUAUAUAUAUAUAUUUAUAUAUAUAAAUAAUAAUGUAUUCUAAUGUAUUGUAUGUAAUAAUUAAAAGUCUAAUAACGACAAUCUCCUUGUAUUUACUGGAAAGCUCUAUAAUAACAUUGUAUUGCUUAAAUGGAAAUUACAAUGACUAUUUAAGCAGAAUACCCAUAUAAGCAUGACUUGUAUGGCUCCAAUAAUUAACACUUAGAACACAAACCCCUCUUUAUUUAAAAAGAAGGAAACUGAUGCAAAUUCAGUAAAUGUACUGUGAGUCUCAUUCACGAGUUCAGACAUCCCUGUGUCACAGUGGUUAAAUAGACUAAUAAAAAGCAUUACUAUAAUAGCUUAAAUAUUAAUUAAAAUGCUAUCAGUACAUUAGAAUUCAAUAUAAUUGUGUCACAACAGAAGCUACAUGUUGACACUAAAGGUGAAAAUCCUUCUGCAUCAUGAUAGCCCUCACUUUGACAGUCAAAGGUGUUGCAUUGUUACCUAAAGUAAGUUUAGUAAUAGUGUGCUAAGUGGCCCCACUAAUGUUUUAAACCAGACAGUGUAUUUUUGGAGCCCACACAUGACUAAAAGCCAGACAGUGUGUAUAUAUGGACCCCUCCUGUAACUCUGUACCUGACAAGACCCCAUGAAACGGGUUAUAGUCCGGUCAGUGACCUCUACUUUCUCUGAUUGAUAAUUUGAAGUGAAAUCUUUGUUUGAGUCCACUUCAGGAUUCUGCCUGAUUUUUUACAGUGCUGUACAACCUUCAGAAAGGGUGGACCCCAAAAGGGAUGGUCUGGUCAGGUACCCCCAGAAUGUAAUAAAGACAAGGGGGUGUGUGUGUGUGUGUGUGUGUGUGUGUGUGUGUGUGUGUGUGU